Molecule: messenger RNA, 2064 nt
Organism: Lodderomyces oxycetoniae
Lineage: Eukaryota; Fungi; Ascomycota; Pichiomycetes; Serinales; Debaryomycetaceae
Exons: 1
Coding region: 1-2064 (687 amino acids)
Biological process (GO): regulation of DNA-templated transcription
Molecular function (GO): DNA-binding transcription factor activity, RNA polymerase II-specific; zinc ion binding
Source: RefSeq, a predicted model, not a curated record
AUGGAUUUUUGCUAUAAUAAGCUGAUGGGCAACGGUACUAUUGCCAGCAAAUUUCGUCUUACUACUAAAGUGCAGCUGAAUCAAUCAAAUCUUCGAACACCACUACUUGCCAAAAAAGAUGUUCCAAAAGUCUCUCAAAACUCAAUACCCCACGAGGAACAGCAGCCCCGCAAGAUACUUCCCGCACGUCCCACACACAUUGUAGUUGGGGAAAAAGCUGCUACUCUGGAAGUAGUCGAAAGCACAACAAGUCACCAUCCUAGCAAUUGUAAUCGGUGCUACAGACUCAAGAAAAAAUGCACAAGAACGUAUCCAAAAUGUUCUCACUGUGAAAGGACGAGGUCGGUGUGCGAAUACGUGGAUAGGAGUAAAAAGAGAAGAAAGACCGAUGAUGGGCCUGUCACUGCUGCUGCUACUACUACUACUACUACUACUAAUGUUGCCACUGUUGUCGCUCCAGUCACUGCAGCUACUACUACUGUUGCUGCUACUGCAGAUGUUCAUGCUCCUGUUGUCACGCAUAUUGUGACGCCAACCUCCAACACAACCGCCAACUAUCCCGGGGAAAACUCUAUUAACUGGAAACCAAUGUCUGUUUCCUCGUUACUUGUAGAGACAAGUGACGAGCAAAUGAAAAAGCGAGAAAUGCUGAAGAGGAAAAAAGUCCCCACUGCUGCAUUAGCUUCGAGCGCCAGGCGUGCUCGAGAAGUGGAAAAGGAUAGCAUUGUUGACAAGAUCAAUUUCAAAAGUAUUAAAGGGCCCAUUAUUUCAAACUUGAAAGAGGAAUUCAUUACCAUUAAACGAAUGCCUGAUGCGAAUUUGCCCAUGGUUUUUGCUAUGAAUUAUUUUGAAAAUUUUGGGCAAAAAUAUCCAUUCAUUAAUAAGGUGGAGUUUAUGAAAAGUCUAGACAAUAUCGAUUUUAGCAAAGAUUCAAUUGUCAAUUUGGAUAUUUACCUUCUUUUAAGUAUUGGGUGCAUCUUGCAUGACAUAAAAUGCCUGUCUGAAGACUUUAUGCUAUAUUUCAAGACCAAAAGUGUUGAAAGUGUUAUUGAUGUGCUUGACUUAUCAUUUACCACUUUCAACCCAGAUGAUUUGCACCUUUUGUUGCUACUUUGUUUGUGUGCUGUUACAUCAUUGAACAUGGAUUUAACUUGGAAUUUGGUUGGAAUGCUCAAUAGGGCAGUGCUUAAGUUUGAAUUGUUUAAAAAAAUAAACGACGAUGAUAACGAUAUUAUAGUGGAGAGGAUAUUUUGGUCGAUUCACAAUUUAGAUAAAGAGCUUAGUUUGUUGAUGAAAAAACCUUCACAGUUUCCAAAAUAUUCGUAUUUUGAUAAGAAAUCAAUAGUUAAGCCGCUUUUUGAAGAUGAAAACUUGUCGUUGGUAAAUCUGUAUUUAGCACUUGGAAGGUAUCAAGAUUCAUUAGUCGACUCCAUUUUGAAGAAUUCAAGAGAAAAAUUGACUCAGAUCUCUAGUGAUUUAGGAGUCUGGGUUGGUGCAAUUACCAAGGAUAUCAGUCUCAAAUUUGUGUCGGAACCAUUUUUACAGGAUCUCAUUCCAUUUGCUAAUAUUCAAAGCUACUACUUACAAGCAGAAAUAGAUCAGAUAUCAACUACGAAAAGUUUCCAAUUUCCUUCACAGUUUACUUUUUAUUCCUUUACUUUGUUGAUAUCGGCCUCAGACAAAUCAGUAGGACUGGAGAAAAAACCAAACACUAAAUUGGCAAUUGCAGCAUCAGGUUUUUGGUAUUUGCAACUAUUCAAUAUAAUCAGGUACAGUAUAACGUGUUUGAGCUACUUCAUUGAGUCUGGUACAAAUGAAGUAAAGCUCAAAGUAGUUGAAUUUCAGGGAUUCUUGCAGCAGGCUGUAAAUCUAUUGAAAUACAUUAGGGGAAACAAAACUUUACGUUGUUUGCAAGGGUAUAGAAAAUUGGAUGAGCAUGUCAAUAAAUUAAUUUCAACUUUGGACAAUUUAAGUAUAAAGUUGUUGGGGUUUGAUUGCACUGAUAGCCUUGCAAUGCUCAAUCUAUUGAAAACAAUUAAUGAAGAAGUAAAGUUGAAAUUAUAA